CUGUGGGGGUCAGGAGGACGCUGCCUGAAUGAGAUAAGACAGAGAGAGAGAGAGAGAGAUAGGAGUAACGCAAGGUUCACUGCUGCUGUCCUUACUCAACAGGCGGCAGCUUAAACUAUACCUCCUCUCUCUUUACUCUUUCUGAAGCGCAGUUUAAAGGAAACAGCCAAGAAGCGAGUGUGAUUAGUCUCCGAUCCUUAAAAUUGUGAUUUUCGACGAAAGAUCAGGUCAGCUGCAGCCAUUUGGGCACUGCAAGUUCUUUCGGCUGACUUCUCCUGACGCAGGGUCCGUCUAAAAAAAUAGAUAUAAAUUAAACUCCACAACAUGAGAGGUCCAUCUUGGGUCGCGUGGGCGGUGUUAACCGGAAUCUUCGUCGUUAUGGGCGGGGUCUCACCGGCGCCCAGUCAGCACACCAAUGUUUCCCGGAGAGAAAAACUCCUCUACAUUAUGCUCGACGGGUUCCGGUGGGAUUACGUGGAUAAACAGAAAGACGCCCUUUCGGGUUUCAAGAGGUUCCUGAAGGGGGGCGUCAGGGCCAAGUGGACGGUCCCGCUGUUUCCUUCCCUGUCGUACCCCACCUGGACGACAUUGGUCACAGGUCAGUACGCGGAGACGCACGGAAUCGUUGGAAAUUACUUCUACGACCCCGACACCAAGGAAGUGUUCUCUCUCUUUGACUCCAACAGCACGGGAAAGGAGAAGUGGUGGACCUCUGAGCCAAUCUGGACGACGGCGGAGAAGGCUGGCCUCAAGACUGCCCAGUAUGUGUGGGCACGAUGCGACGUGCCCAUUGACGGAGUGACGACCAGCAGUUGUACUCACUUCACCAAGAUACCCGGCAGGGAUAUUUUCUUCGAGAAUAUCAUGAAUGCCCUGGAUAAGCUUCAGUCCGAUGACUACGAUUUCGUGCAGGUGUACACAGAGCACGCAGAUAACACCGGCCACAUGUACGGUCCAGAUUCGGAAGAAGUCGCGCUAGCGAUCCGAGACCUGGAUGACGUCUUGACUGUUUUGCUGGAGGAGUUGGAAGACAGGGAAUUAGCCGAUAUCACGAACAUCGUCAUUGUGAGUGACCACGGGAUGACCUACACAGCUCCUGGGGCCAUCGAGCGACACGAAAUCGACCAGUACCUGGACACGAACUUGGUCGAAAACAUAGCUGACAAGGGGGCGCUCAUGAACAUCAAAGUGCCCGUGGAGAACGUAGACAAGGUGUACGAACAGCUUUCUGAAAUCCCCAACAUGAAAGUUUACAAGAAGAAUAACAUCCCGGAGGAGCUGCAUUACAAGAAGGGCAAAUAUGUGCACGAGAUCGUUCUUUUGGCCGAGAAAGAAAACUUCCUGAUGUCUUCCAACUCCAAGAAACAGCUCCCUCCGCGUAAUGACUUCGUUUAUUAUGGUGCCCAUGGCUACGCCCCAGAUAUCGUGGACAUGAGAGGAAUAUUCUUCGCUAAAGGACCAGCUUUUCGAAGAAACGCAACGAUCGAACCUAUCCACGUCGUGGACGUGUAUCAGGUCCUGACCACCGUCCUUGGACUGACCCCACAACCUCACAAUGGAACCUGGGAUGCCGUAAAAAUGGCCUUCGAUCCUUCCCACCUUUCCGUCCGCCACUUGAACAUCGAGGACCACACACGAACGUCUAUCAAGAACAACGCUGUGCAACCUGUAGGAGGUGCCCCUGCGUCAGUGACCCCUGCCGUUUUGCUCCUGUUCUCCUUAGCCUCCUUCGUCAGGCUGAUCUAGGGAGGAGAUGGGGAUCAUUCUCUUCACCAGUUAUGUGCCCUUCUAAAUGUACAAAAUUGCAUUCUUUCAUUUUAGUUUUGUAUAAUGACAUUGUACUCUUACAGGGAUAUGAUUUUCGUAUGUUUGUAGAUUUUUAAAAGAAUUAUUGUAAUUCAUAAUGAACUUUUGAUUGUUAUCGUUGUUAUUGUUAUUGCACGGACAAGCUUUACAUUUUAAGCAAAUAAUUCCUGACAGCUAUCUUUUUUAUGUAAGUAUGGAAACCUGUGUAUUGUAUAUAUAUUUAAAAUUAUAAUUAUUCUAACAGUAUCACCACCUUGGGUGAUAAUACAUGCAAAAAUAUUUACAUUACGCUGAUAAUCUUGUAUUUAGAAAAAAUGUAUAUUAGAAUUAUAUAGCUUAGUUAUAGUUAUGACAAGGUCUCACUUGAAAUAUUAGAUAUGUGUGAGAAUGUAUAAUUGUGUAAGAUAAAUUUGAUUUUUAAGAGUUGCUACUCAAAAUUACAGACUUGUAAGGAAAAACUAUACGCUUCCAUAAAUGUCACAAAUAAUGAGAGAUUUGUGAAAUAACUCA
This is a messenger RNA of Macrobrachium nipponense, 2316 nucleotides long. RefSeq names its product glycerophosphocholine cholinephosphodiesterase ENPP6-like. The transcript is spliced from 10 exons. Bases 325 to 1746 code for a protein of 473 amino acids. NCBI's taxonomy places the organism in Eukaryota, Metazoa, Arthropoda, Malacostraca, Decapoda, Palaemonidae. The record is from RefSeq and is a predicted model, not a curated record.